CAGGGCGGCAGCGGCGGCUCCGGGAGGGCCGGGCCGGGCUGGGCCGAGCCGGGCGGACCGAGCGGAGCGGCGUGAGAUCUUUGAAACACCACCGGGACUUGGUCACCAGGGGGUGGAUUGCUGAGGAUACGGCUCUGCCCUCUGCACUCAGGACAUGUAUGGCUGAAGGGCUCAGCCCCUUCCCUGGCUGCAGGGCAGCGCUGUUCUCCCUCCCACCAUGUGAGCUGGCACACCUGCACAGCAAAUAGCUGCCUUUUUCAAAGAAUGAGCACAUGCCGAUGGUGCACACAGAGUGGUGCUGACACCACCGAGUUCCUGAGGCACUAUGCUGCUCAGAGGCUGUCCCAGGAAGAUUUUGAAGGCUCCAAUGAUGACCUCUGUUACUGCCUGGAGUGUGUGGUUGAAUACCACAAAGCAAGGGAAGAAUGUCCAAGAUUGCAUGAGGACCUGUGGGACUUGGAAACCUCCCGCCUGGUUGCCCACAUGGAGAAAUCCAUGAAUGAGGAAGCAGGAGAAGAUGAGCUGUUUCUGGUUGAUGAGCAUGGGGAGACACCUCUGUCUGGUUAUGUGGGCCCAAAUUUUGAGAACAACCUGCGUGUGCCCCUGCUGGAAAUACUGAAAUACCCCUACCUGCUGCUGCAUGAGAAAGUCAGUGAGCUAUGUGUAGAAGUGCUCUGCAGAAUGGAACUAAGUCAAGACUCCUUUCAGGUCUUUGAGAAAUACCCAGGAAUUUAUCUCUUUUUGGUCCACCCAAAUGAGGUGAUUCGUCGAUGGGCCAUCCUAACAGCAAGGAAUUUAGGAAAGGUUGACAGGGAUGAUUUCUAUGACUUAGAGGAAGUGCUGACUUGUUUGUUCAGAGUUAUUGAGUUGGGGCUUUUUGAGAACCCAGAUAUUUACAGCUCUUCAAUGUUUGAAAAGGGUAAACUCAUCCUUCUGCCAGCUCAUUUGUAUGAUACAGCCAACUACAAGAAUUAUUGGCUGGGAAUUUGCAUGUUGCUGUCAGUGCUGGAAGAACAAGCUAUGGACUCUCUGUUACUGGGCCCAGACAAACAAAAUGAUUUCAUGCAGUCUAUACUUCACACUAUGGAGAAAGAAGCAGCUGAUGAUUCCACUGACCCCUUCUGGCCUGCCCUACACUGUUUCAUGGUUAUUUUGGAUCAGCUUGGGUCUAAAGUUUGGGGUCAGCUGAUUGAUCCUGUCCAAGCCUUUCAAACCAUAAUCAACAGUGUCAGCUACAACAAUGAAAUCAAAAAUAUUCGCAGUAGUUUUAUGAGGACAAAAGCUGAACCAGAAUCAGACUAUGGUGAUGACAUGAUGUCCUGCAGUCAGAUUGUGUAUAAUUAUAACACAGAGAAGCCUCAAAAGGACACUGGCUGGAAGGCUGCCAUUUGCCCAGAGUACUGCCCCAACAUGUAUGAAGAUAUGCACACCCUGGCUAACAUGCUUCAGUCUGACAUUGGCAGAGACAUGCGUGUCCAUCACAGCACGUUCCUCUGGUUCAUCCCUUUUGUUCAGUCCCUCAUGGAUCUCAAGGACUUGGGUGUAGCCUAUAUAGUAGAGGUCAUCCACUACCUCUGCUCAGAAAUCAAAGACAUCCUCAUCGAACGAUUCCAGGAGUGCGACAAAAUCUCCGAGUUCUUCCUCCUCAUCUUGGUGUCCAUCGUUGAGCUGCACAGAAGCAAGAAGUGCCUGCACUUGCUGUGGAUCAGCUCCCAGGAGUGGGUGGAGGCGGUGGUGAGGUGUGCCACGCUCCCAAGCAGAGCCUUCACUCGCUGCAGUGAGAAGGCUCCGGGGCUGUUUGCCAAGGGCUCGGCCGCGGGCUCCUUGCAGGCGCCCAGCUCGGUGCAGCACGCCUGCGUGCAGCUCAUCCGCAGCCUGCUCAAGGAGGGCUACCAGCUCGGCCAGCACGCCCUCUGCAAGCAGUACCUGGACAAACUGAACCUCCUCCUGCGGGGAAAUCGAGCUGUGGGCUGGCAGCUGAGCAGCCAGGAAACCCAGGAGCUGCAAAUGUGCUUAAAGCAAGUUAUAAGAAGUAUAAAGGGCAAAGCGCUGAGCAGCUCUUUGGCUGGAGGGAGCAAGUCAAGCUCAACAGCUUUGCCGAGUGUCUCUACAAAGCAGGAGAGGAAUGUGUGUGAUGAUGGGUACAAGAUGAGUGGACAUGAGAGGAGGGACCUUUGUUCACCAUUUGUCGUGUCAAAGGAAGGCAGAGAUUGUCAAGAGAACCCUUUGCAUAGGAGAAAGAAUGCCUGGGAAGAGGAAUGUAGAGAUGCAUGUAGAAGCUCAACAUCUUCCACAUCCACAGAAGGCCUCUUGAUGAAUAUCAAAAAAGAGCCUAAUGACUUGACAGAUCAGGAGUUUGUCUUCCCACAGAACUCUUUGGCAACAAAAGUGUGUGGGAAAGCUCAGGAAAAUAGGAGCUCUGACCUUGUGGCAGGGAAGUGCAAUACGGAUGAUCAGUGCUUCAAUUCAAAUACUGAGCAUUCAGAUUUCAGGAGAGGCAGAGAGUUAGAAGUGAAACACAAAGCAGAAUCCAAAACACCAUAUCUGUCUGCUCAGACUCAUCUUGAUUUUCCAUCUUCAAGGAGUUGCAAAAGUGUGCAAGAGACAAGUGCAAACAGUGUGUUCCAGUCCAGACUGGUCCCCACUAAACAGGUGUCCAAGGAAGCAUCACUGGAUUCCUGUAACUCCUCUAGAAAUGAAGCUGGCAUGCAAGGGAAGGAAGAUGACAGUACUUUGCUUUUAGGACAUAAUGACAACUCACUGAAAAAAGUAUCAACAGAAGAAAAAUCGGGUCCAUCGUUGUCGUCUUUCUUUAAGAGGAGCACGAACGUUCAGACUUCAAACCAGGAGCAGCCUAAUUUAAAUAAUUUGGAUAAAUAUGACUGCAAAAAUCAAUUUUCGGAGACCUCUUGUAGGGAUAAAAUUUCAGCAUGUGGUUAUUUUCCAUUUAGCUCUGAAAAUAAGAGGGAUGUGAUCAGGCCACUGUCAGUGAAGCAUGAAUCAAGUGACAGGUUGUUUGAGUUUUCAGAAUAUUUCAGGAGGGAAAACAGUUCAGUGGGGAAGAAAGAGGAGAAUUUUGUGAAGACUGUUUCUGAAGAUGAUGAUUUAUCAGACUCCCAGGUUGAUAGAGAACUCAGUAAAUUAUCUUUAGCUGCUUAUGCCAAAAGUCUUAAUUUUCCCAUUGCAACCAACCAGGAAAGCUCAGUGUACCAAAAUGUGUCUGAUAUUAAAAGGAAAGUGAAAGGUUCUGUAAGAUCUUCCAACGAGGGCCAAAGUACCAAGUGUCCCAGUGGUGGUGAUCAACUUAGCAAUCAAGUCAUUGUAAUUUCAGACUCUUCUGAUGAAGAAAAAGGUGUGGCUGAGAAAGAGGAAUCAAAAACCAAGAAUGAAAAUGUGUGUGCAGAGCCAUCUUCAACUUCCAGCAGCACUUCUGAUAGUGACACUAAAAGAGAAUCAAAGUCUCCAGGCUCUCCCCUCUUACUGGAUGACUGUGAGUCUCAGUAUUUUGAAUUUGAAACAGAAGAUGAGGUUUUUUCAGCUUGGCAAGACACUCAAGCGUAUGCUGUGGAGACAACUCAGGAGUAUAAACAAGAUGGUGUUUCACCAGCACCUGAGACAGGUAAUUCAGAUGACUGCCAGAAUGAUAACUUAAAUGACUGGGGCUAUGAUCUGCCUUACUUUAGUGAUGAGGCCAUGGAAGAGGCAGCAAGCUCAAUAGAAAAGCAGACAGAAAAUACUUCUUAUCAGCAAGAAGCUAGUGAUACCAAAGAAGCGACUAAUUCAACCUUGGAAGAAUCAGUUGGCAAGGAAGAGGCAAAAGGUCAACUGGAGAAAUGUGCAGACAAAGAUACUGCUGAAGGCUUCACCCUGGACUCAAAAGUGCCUGAACCCACAACAUCUACAUCUCCCAUCUCAUUAGCUUCAAAGCUGGCCCUUAAGAAAAAGAGCACAAGCCCACAGAAGCCCACAGCAAAAUGUAAAUCAGCACCAGCUGUUCAGAGAAGUCCUAAAAAACCUCCUGUUGUUAAAACAGCCAAAAAUAAAACACCACUGCAAAGCACAACAGAACGUUCUCAGCCUGGCAGGUCGAUGCCUGCUGUGGUUCCUCCACGGAAGGUCCGGCAGAGCCCUGCUCCAGCAUCAACUGCAGAAAAGCUUGGCCUGAAGAAGGGGCCCCGCAAGGCGUUCGAUUUGUCGCAGCCCUCCCUGGAGAGCCUGGCCCUGCUGCGCAGCCACGGCAAAGCUGCGGGCAGGAUUGGAGUCACGCAGAAAAAGAGAACCAAACAGAUCGAGGCUCAGCGUUUGUCUGUGAAAGGGAAUAAAAAACUGCUGGCCUGCCAAGACCGCCAGUAUCUAAAGUCCAGAAGAAGCGUGAAAAAAUCUGCGGGAAGUUUGGAGAGUAGAAACAAAGUUACCAAAAUGUACGCAAAACCUGUGGUACAAAAGGCUCAAAGUUUUGAACUGGGAGCUGUUAAAGAAUCUGUUGAAAACCAAAGGGAGAAAAAAAGAGAGGAGGCUGCUUGUUUUUCUGCCAGCGAGAGAAAAUUUGAGAGCCUCUCUGUGGAGGAGGUGGCAAAUUCCUCUAAAAUGCCUCGUUCUUCAGACUGGAACAGCAAAUGGGAGGGUAGCAGUGUUGUGGUUCCUCCUGUCCCCAUGGAUUCAAGUCUCUCUUCCACUGCACUUGAAGGUGAUAAAGAUGAGUCUUCAGGAAAAGGUUGCACUGUCCUGCCUGAGUGUGAGAUGAAAACUCCAAAGCAAAAUGGGUGUAAAUCAGAUGAAAGCAGUGAUGAAGGUGAUGAUAAUCUGUUUUUAACUCAGUUAGAUCCUGUGGAUAUGGAGUUAUGUUCUCAGGAGGAAAGUGUUCAAGAUGCUACUAUAGGUAGUAAGACCCCAGAGGAGAUGGAUGUUGAUGAAAGCCUUCAGCAGAAUGAAGUCUCAGCUGUUGUAAAAUGUAAAGAUAAAGAUUGUAUGGAACAGGUGGAAAAACCUGGAGAGUACUGCAGUAAACACCCAGCCACCAGUCCAGGGGCAGAUCAUGUGUUUGCCAAGCCUUCUCUCCCACCACCUAAAACAAAAAAACCUUCCACUGCCAAAAUUUUCAGCUCAGCGAGUUCUUCACGGAACGCAGCCUUCAGCAAAGAUCUGGAAGAUGGCAGAAAGUUUCCCCCACCUUCAAAAAGCAAAGUGAACGCGGCCAAGCCGGCGGUGGUGAGGCCACCACUGUAUCCAAAACCUGCACCAGCAGGAGAUCCAACCUGCAAAUCUCCAAGUUUCAAACCCCUUAGUUCCAGUAAUGUUCUCCAGUCACAAAAUAAACACUAUGACAAUGCUUCAAAUAUUUCCAGAGGGCCUGGCCGAGAAACCUCCUCCUCUUUUCUUGGCCAGCAGCGCGAUUACAGCAUUUUUGUUAACCAAGUCCUAAAGUGGACUUACGAAAUGUUUGAAAACUUCAGCUACUUUGGAACUCCAAAUCAUCUUCUGCACACCAUAGUAGCUGCUGUUCCUCCCCAUUUUCAGGGCUACAAUGAGUAUUUUGACACAUUUUUUCCCUUGAUGAUGCUCAAUGCCUUUGAAACACUGGCACAAGAAUGGGUAGAAAACCAGAAAGUAAGAGAGAGAGGUUAUUACUUCUACUUAGAGAACUUUUCUGCUGACAUGAAUACAGCACAUUUUACAGCUCAUCUACGAGAGAGUGAUUUGGCAAGGCAGCUCCAUCCAAAGGAGGAUGACUUAAUCCUUUUGAAGGUCCACAAGCAGAAGGACACUUUUGGGGAAGAAAGUGGGAUGGAGUACCACACAGUGAAUCAUGUUGGCCUUGUGACACGUUUUGCUCGUGCAUCUGGCUGUGCAAAUAGACAAAAAGAGCAGCAGACUGCCUGUCAUCUUACUGUGCAAACCCAAGGCAAUUUGUCAUUCUUUAUCCAUAAGCAAGUGAAGUGUGUGGUGGUUGGCUCCCUGGUGACCACACACAGAAAAUUCAAAGGUCUCCUGCUGCUGAGCAGGAGCCCCCUGGUUAGACCCAUCAUAAAUCCAAGUUACAAUGACUUCUGUCCCAGAGAUCUGCCUGUUGCCUCAGGAAGUGCUGUUUCAUACAUGAAUGAAUACAAUGAAGAUCAGAAGAGAGCCAUUGAGACAGCUUAUGCUAUGGUAAAGCAGCACCCAGGACUUCCCAAGAUCUGCCUCAUCCAUGGACCUCCUGGGACAGGGAAAUCAAAAACUAUUGUAGGACUCCUGUCCCGUGUUUUGAGAGAAAACACUAGGAAUGAGAAAACAGCUCGGAAAAAAAACUCCAAGAUUAAGCCAAACCGUUUUCUAGUGUGUGCACCAUCAAAUGCUGCUGUUGAUGAACUCAUGAAAAAGAUCAUCAUUGCAUUUAAGGAAAAAUGCCAAAACAAACAGGAGCCUUUGGGAAAUUGUGGUGAUAUCAAAUUAGUGCGACUUGGUCCUGAAAAAUCAAUCAACAAUGAAGUGAGGGGAUUCAGCCUGGAUAAGCAAGUUGAGCACAGAAUGAAACGAAAGCCAGGUGACUGUGACCAGGACAUUCAGAAGAAGAAAGAAGCUCUGGACCAGAAGCUGGACAUGCUCUCUCGAGAGCGUGCCAUGCACAGAUGUGAGAAGAGAGAGAGUCAAAUGUUAAAUGAUGAAAUUGGCAGACUUGCAAAGGAGAGACAACAACUUGCUUCUCAGCUAAAGGAGGUUCGGGUGCACUCCCAGAAGGUGCAGGCAGACAUCAUCCUGGAGUCUGACAUCAUCUGCUGCACGCUGAGCACCAGCGGGGGGAGCCUGCUGGAAUCGGCCUUCUCCCGCCAGGGGCUGGAUCCCUUCAGCUGUGUCAUCGUGGAUGAGGCAGGGCAGUCCUGUGAGGUGGAAACUCUGAUCCCACUGAUCCAUCGCUGUAAUAAACUGGUCCUGGUUGGAGAUCCCAAACAGCUCCCUCCUACUGUCAAAUCAGUAAAAGCUCAGCAGUAUGGCUAUGACCAGUCUCUGAUGGCCCGACUGCAGAAGCACCUGGAGGAGCAAGUGCAGAGGAACAUGCUGCACAGCCUGCCUGUGGUGCAGCUGACAGUGCAGUACAGGAUGCACCCAGACAUCUGCCUCUUCCCAUCCAACUAUGUGUAUGGCAGGACUCUAAAAACUGCCAAGGCAAUAGAGGAGAACAGAUGUUCUUCAGAAUGGCCAUUCCAGCCCUACCUGAUUUUUGAUGUAGCUGAUGGUCGUGAGGAGCGAGACAAUGACUCUUACAGCAAUCCUCGGGAAGUGAAGCUGGUGAUGGAGUUAAUUAGAACAAUUAAAGAGAAAAGGAAGGAUCUGGGCCUUCGUCGCAUUGGAAUAAUUACCCCUUACAGUGCACAGAAAAAGAAAAUCCAGGAACAACUGGACAGUGUGUUUAAGAAUAACAGCCCAGGAGAGGUGGACACGGUGGAUGCGUUCCAGGGCCGGGAGAAGGAUUGCAUCAUCGUGUCCUGUGUGAGGGCAAACAGCUCCGAGGGCUCCACUCUGCCACACCUGCAGGCAAACAGCACCAAGGGAUCCAUUGGGUUCCUGGCCAGCCUCCAGCGCCUGAAUGUCACCAUCACCCGAGCCCGGUUCAGCCUCUUCAUCCUGGGCCGGCUGCAGACGCUCAUGGGAGAUGAAAACUGGAAUCACUUGAUUCAGGAUGCUCAGAAGAGAGGUGCCAUUAUUAGGACAACAGAAAAAAGUUACAAGAAAGAAGCUCUCAGGAUUUUGAAGCUCAGGCCACCAGGACAACCCCCAUCCAAAGGAGGGACUAUGACAUCUCCUGUGGUGCAGGCUGCUUCUUCCAGUGGCAAGAGGAGUGAGCCUGGAAAUUCUGGGAGCAGCCCACGGGAACUUGCUGCUGGCCCUGGCCAUGCAGUGCCCCAAGGAAGCCGAGGGCCCACACAGCCUGCAGGGGCUGCAGCUGCAGAUUCCAACAGGGGCAGUGCCCCUGCAUCUCUUGGGGCUCCAGCUGCAGUUCCCAGGAGUGUCAGUGCCCCUGCAUCUGUGGGGGCUGUAGCAACAGAUUCCAGGAGGGUCAGUGCUCCUGCAGCCAUGGGGGCUCCAGCAACAGAUUCCAGGAGGAGCAGUACCCCUGCAUCUAUUGGGGCUGGAGCUGCAGAUUCCAGGAGGGCCAGUGCCCCUGCACCUUUGGGGACCCCAGCUGCAGAUCCCAAGAGGAGCAGCAGUGCCCCUGCACCCUCAGGGGUUCCAGCUGCUGAUUCCAGGAGGAGCAGUGCCCCUGUAUCUGUGGGGACCCCAUCUGCAGAUCCCAGGAGGGGCAGUGCCCCUGCACCCUCAGGGACCCCAUCUGCAGACUCCAGGAGGAGCAGCAGUGCCCCUGCACCCUCAGGGGUUCCAGCUGCAGAUCCCAGGAGGAGCAGCAGUGCUCCUGCACCCUCAGGAGUUCCAUCUGCAGAUCCCAAGAGGAGCAGCAGUGCCCCUGCACCCUCGGGGGCUGCAGCACUUGGUGCCAUCCCAGAGAAGCCCCGGGACCCCAGGCUGGCCAGCCUGGCCACUCGAGCUGAAGGCAAAGGGAAGGAGCAGCCCUUGAGGUCAGCCCAGAGCACGCCAGGAUCAGCAGCACAGCAAGGCCUGCACGUGUCCCCAGCUGCCAGGGAUCAGGUGUGCAGAACAGAAAGUGCCAGGAAGGCCCAGCAGGCAGCAGGACAGGGCAGUGUGCUGCCCCCAGCCCCUCCCUCAGCCCAGCACGAGGGUGACCGGAGAGCAGCCGUGUCCAAAAGCGGUUCCAGAGCCCCCAGGGAAGGAGCUCAGAGCAGUGGCAGUGAGUGGAACAAAGACUCUCGUGGUGUGUCAAGGAGACCAUCCCAGGAAUCACCAGAGAACUCAGAAUCAAGCUCUGCCAAGAGAAGAAAGUUCUUUCACUGACUUCACUGUGGGCUCAUUACUGAAAAUCUAUUCCCAGAUUUCUGUCGAGCAAGGACUGUGUUUUAAAUUAUUUAGCACAGCUGGAACUCCCAUCUAUUGAUACCACUACUAUCAGAGGAUCUCUUUCCCAUCCUGUCCCUAAUUGUGAAGGGAUUUAAUACCUGACAGAUGGUACCUUUGAGGUUUUGAAAAGAGAAGUUGGGUAGCUGCAUUGCUUGGAAGAGCAGUGGGUUGAGUCAUCUAGGAAGCUGAGGUUGUAAAUGUUUAACAGUGUAUAUUUGUACAGUAUACAGAAUUAUUUUAAGAUAUUUGGCAAAUACAUAGCUUCUUAGUUUUUUUGUGUAAAUGCUAAUUUCUUAGAGAUGUAAUUUUUUUAUGAAGAACCAGAGUAAAGCAAAAACAAAACCCAACAACCCAACCCCAAAAUCCAAAGGACAGACUUCUUUUCCCUUUGCACUAAUAUGUCUAAUUUAUUUCAUAGCAAAACUGAGUGUUGAAAAUGUGAUACCAGUGGUUCUUGCUAGUGCUCCACUACUGCCUCAGGGAAGAGUGAGGCAGAUGUACAUUGGUUGAACAGAGAGAAUUCUACUUAUUUUGUAUAUAUUUUAUUGCCUGUUUUUAUAGGAAGAAAAGAGUUUUUGUUUAUAUAAACGUGCCUUGAGUUUUGCUCUUGCUGCUGCUCUAUCAGUUGGAAUCCCUUUCUUGUUGCAGGGGCAACACAAUCUGCAGAUUAAAACCUGUGAGGUCUCUUUGGUCCCACUGUGUCCCUGUGAGCAGGGAUCAACAGCACUGUGGAAUCUUGGUCCAACAUCUAUUAACAGUUAUUGGAAAUAUCAUUUGAGUUUCUGUGUAUUGAGAAUUUGGAGAUGACUGGGAUGAAAAGGGCAGGUAGAUCUUUCUAGGUGUUACUGCUGGAUUCUUUCCACUGUGCUCCUGCAGAACAUGCAGCCACUAAAAGAGGAUGGCGAAAAAACCAAAUUAUUUUUAAGAAAACCUUCCUCACAUCAUAACAUUUCACAAUAAAACUGGAAUUAUUUCUACUAAGAAUUCCUUUGGGUCGCUGUUAAGUACAAGUGUGUGUUUUGUGGAGCUUGUGUGUGUCUCAGGAGGUGAAGAGCAGCAUUUCACAUGCACUGAGCUUUGUGUGGAGACAACCUGAGGGUGCAGGGAGUGGGCCAGGUUGUGCCAUCUCCACUGAGCAGGGAGUGUCCUGCUGUCCCUUGUCACAGCAGUGUGGCAGUGGCUUUGCUGCAGCAAGUGAGCCACAGUUUUUAGGCUUCAGCUUCAGUUCCAUUUCUGUUCCUGCAGGGAUAAUUCCAGCUUUGUGCCUUGACCCUCUGCCAGGCAGGGCCCAGCUCAGGGAGACACCAGUGCCUUGCUCUGCCCAGCACCAGGUGCUGGUUCAGGCUGUGAUUGCCAGGAAAACUCAUCCCUAAUGCAUCCACACCCAGAACAAACAUCCUUUACUGGUAGGAGCUGCCUUGGAGGUGUGUGGGGAAGCUUUUAUUGCUGCCUGGGCCUGUCCAGCUCCUUGUGCUGUGCAGGACUGAGUGUUUCAGUGGAAUGGGGAGAAUCAGCAUCUGUGCAUUGUUCAGCUUUAGUUAUUUGUUGUGUUGCAUUCUGAAUCCUGCAGUGACCCUGACUCCUCCUGGCAGCCCUGUGUGCUCUUCUCCAGCUGCUGAGGGACUGACCUUAACAAACUGGGCAUCCCAGACUCCAUACCUGUGUGUUAUUCCCCUUUAUGUUAAUAGGAACAUUUCAAAACUGUCAUCUUCCAAGCCCCUUGGCUCUUGUUGGCAGGGCUGUGCUGCCCUGCCUGCUGUUUGUACUUAGCACAUUAAGAGGCUGCUGCUCUGCAAACCCCAUGGCUGUGGAAGCCAUUUGGACUGUCUUGAUGUAAAUAAAGUGAAGCUGGCAACAAAAUGAA
Molecule: messenger RNA, 10813 nt
Organism: Melospiza melodia melodia
Lineage: Eukaryota; Metazoa; Chordata; Aves; Passeriformes; Passerellidae
Gene: SETX
Product: senataxin
Exons: 26
Coding region: 265-8886 (2873 amino acids)
Biological process (GO): termination of RNA polymerase II transcription
Cellular component (GO): nuclear body
Molecular function (GO): helicase activity; transcription termination site sequence-specific DNA binding
Source: RefSeq, a predicted model, not a curated record